CUGUUGUGAGAACGCGAUCGUUCUAUUGACCGACAAUGAGUGGUAGAGGCAAAACCGGUGGUAAGGCUAGGGCGAAGGCAAAGACUCGUUCUUCCAGGGCAGGACUUCAGUUCCCCGUUGGUCGUGUUCACAGACUUCUCCGUAAAGGGAAUUACGGUGAGCGCGUCGGUGCUGGUGCCCCGGUGUAUCUGGCCGCUGUGCUCGAGUAUCUGACGGCUGAGAUCCUGGAGCUGGCUGGAAACGCAGCUCGGGACAACAAGAAGACCCGUAUCAUCCCCCGUCACCUGCAACUGGCGGUGCGCAACGACGAGGAGCUCAACAAACUCCUGGGCGGAGUGACCAUCGCUCAGGGCGGCGUGCUGCCCAACAUCCAGGCCGUGCUGCUGCCCAAGAAGACCGAGAAACCCGCCAAAACCAAAUAAGCAGAUUCGAGUCCGUUUCUGAAACCCAAAGGCUCUUUUCAGAGCCACCCAUAUCGUUUUCCAGAGAGCGCUUGUCUGUUAGUUCGUCUUAUCAAGUAACGAGAGUACCAUACAGCUUUUAGAAUAAGAUAGAUAUUUAUCAGCCAGUUAAAUUACGGCUGUUGAGUUUGGGUGGCUGCAAAUACC
Messenger RNA from Carassius carassius (crucian carp), 608 nucleotides. RefSeq names its product histone H2A-like. The record is from RefSeq and is a predicted model, not a curated record. The coding region runs from base 36 to 422 and encodes 128 amino acids. NCBI's taxonomy places the organism in Eukaryota, Metazoa, Chordata, Actinopteri, Cypriniformes, Cyprinidae. Gene Ontology annotation, molecular function: structural constituent of chromatin; protein heterodimerization activity; DNA binding. Gene Ontology annotation, cellular component: nucleosome. The transcript has a single exon.